Molecule: messenger RNA, 1338 nt
Organism: Petromyzon marinus (sea lamprey)
Lineage: Eukaryota; Metazoa; Chordata; Hyperoartia; Petromyzontiformes; Petromyzontidae
Source: RefSeq, a predicted model, not a curated record
AUGUGCAAUUGCGCCAGUCUUCGUGAUUGUAACACGCACGCCAUUGUUUUAUUACAGACGCGCUGAUGACGAGCACGGUUGGCUACGUACAGUGCAAAGAACGUUCAACAUAGUGUACAAUACCGUACUUGUAUCUGCAAUGACGUCACACGAAUGGUUGCCACGCCAUGAAGUCACGCGUUUUUAGGGGGUGAAAAAACGUAACAUGCUAGUGACGUCACCCUAUCUUGAAUUUCCACAUCAAUGACGUCACGUCUUGUUUACAAUGACGUCACUCGUUUCUUGGGUUUCCCCCUUCCAUGGCUCUGGUCUCGUUCGUGGGGGCCCAGGGCAUCAAAGGGGGACCCCAGGGGGACCGAGGGGGACCCAAGGGGGACCCCAGGUGGACCGAGGGGGACCCAAGGGGGACCCCAGGUGGACGAGGGGCCGCGGUAGCCGCACCGCCUCUGCCGCCUUAAUUGAGUGAGAGGAGACGCCAGCGAAGGAGCGGCCGCUCCCAACCCCACGCGAGCCAUGAAGCGCCUCAAGUCAGUGGGUGACGGUGCGGCGGGUUCUGCGGCAUGGCCAGCUCGCCGUUCCGGCUCUCCGGAGGGCCGGGAUGGCGAGCCGGCCACGGCGCCGGACCGGGGCCCCGCCGACGGCCACUCGCCCAGUCCCGCGCGAUCGGCCACCUCCCGCCGGUCUAGCCCGGCGCACGGCGGCGAGCCGUCCCACUCCGCCACGCCGUUCGGACACGGCCUCAAGCACCUCUUCCAGAGUCAUCGGCGCAGAGCGGGCGGCGGCGGCGGCGGCGGCGGCGGCACCGGUUCUCUGGACGUGGCGGCCCCUGGCCACGCCGAGCGCGAGCGCUCGCCCGAGCUGCACCGCGUGUCGUACGCCGUGUCGCUCAGGGAGCUGCCCGCCCGGCCCAGCGCGUUCAACAAGGUGCUGCAGCAGAUCCGCUCGCGGCCCACAGGCCUUGGCCGGCGUUCGGCUUCGCGGUCGGGCGGCUCCGGCUCCUCGCUCGCUUCCUCAUCGGCCACCGCCUCCGUCACCGUGGCUUCCUCCUCCUCCCCCUCCCCCUCGUCGGCCGCCACCACGGCGGCGGCGCCGGCCUCCUCGUCAUCCACGUCGUCGCUGAGCACGCCGGGGGGCGGGGCGGGGCCUGGGGGGGUCGGGGUGGGCCCCCCCGAGGGGCCGUCCCCCGGCGUGAGUCCCCAGGUGCCGCGCUCCGCGGGGGGGGUGCACGACUCAGCGGUGGGGGGCGGGGGGCUGCUUGGGGGGCUGGACGGGGCAGGGGGGUCGUCCGGAGAGGAUGGAGACAAGGGCAAGGUCAUCCGCAUGUACAAAUUUGUGUGA